Messenger RNA from Paramecium primaurelia, 674 nucleotides. The record is from the annotation of a GenBank genome assembly. Lineage: Eukaryota; Ciliophora; Oligohymenophorea; Peniculida; Parameciidae.
AUGCAUUAAUUGGGAAAAUCUGGAAAAUCGAAGAGUUUUAAGGAUUAUUCAAUACUAAAAAAAGUAUAAUCACUAUCAAAACAUGAUGAUACAGAGACAGAUUAAAUUAGUAUAUUAAAAUAGAAAAGUUUUGAUUUAACUACUAGAAGAAAUAGCUCAAUAUUAGCAUAGGAAUUGAUUAAUGAAUCAAGUUAAAUUCAUAGAAUAACAUAUAUUCAAGAGUAUAUUAAAUAUUAAUAAUCUUAGUCCCAAUCAAUAUAUAGGAAUGAAUUUAUUAUAAUAAAAGAUUUGGGAGAGGAUAUAGAAAUGUUCAUAAAAAUAUAUUGUAUUUAAUAUUUAUCUAUAUUAUAGGAUGAAUAAAGCAAUUUAUCAAUUAUUGUAUUGAAACCAGAUCAAGAAUUUGAGUUUGUAUUCAACAUAUCUAAAUUGUCUUGUUUUUCCAAAAUUAAACAAUUAACCAAGAGUUUAUCAACUCAUUUCUAUGGACUAACAAAGAUUUGUAAUUUAUUAAUAAUGAAUUUAUAGAAUUAUAAGACCCUUAUUUAUCAAUGCUAAUAGGAAAAAUCAAAACAUAAAAAUUAGAUAAUGAUAUGAGAUUAUUUGAGUUGUUAAAUAUCAUAAUGAAUGGCAAGAAGCUAUUGGUCUUGUAAAGUAAUAUGUAUAAUGAUCUUUGA